Phytophthora sojae is the source of this 1011-nucleotide messenger RNA. RefSeq lists its product as hypothetical. The coding region runs from base 1 to 1011 and encodes 336 amino acids. The transcript has 2 exons. The record is from RefSeq and is a predicted model, not a curated record. NCBI's taxonomy places the organism in Eukaryota, Oomycota, Peronosporomycetes, Peronosporales, Peronosporaceae.
AUGCAGUCGACGCUAUCGACUCGGUCCACCACUGUGCCGGUACUGAUGUUCACGACCAAAGCCAGCGCUUACGACACAGCUGGCAAAGCCCCUGUGCAAGCAAGGACAAACCACAGUUCGAGUUCUUCUUCGCUCAUGCGCAAGCCUCGCCACCGAAACUCAACGCGGGAUCGCGAGAAGGCAGAGCUCUCUACGCUGAGGGGGCUCGUCCCCGAGCUGGAGGCCCACUUAGCGGUGCUGCGUCACGGGGAACCGCCCCAAACGGGGUCGAGAUCAGCGUGGCGGUGCUUCUCCGAGCGCCAAGCCCGCGCCCGACAAACAGCAGAGUGCACUAACCGAGUGCUCAAUGGUCAGGUGCAGAGCAACGCCGACUGGAUCCAGCGCCUCUGGGAGCUCCUGUGCGAGAAGCGACGGGCUGCGGCGGUCCCCCAAUUACCGACCGUGUUCGCGGCAAACGGCGUUCGGCUUCUGCAUGGAGACGACCUGGAGCGAGACUUAUGGUCUAACGUGCAAACGGGGGAUUCCCAGUCCACCUUGGUCUGUGUACGCCGCGUGCCCUUCGAUAUGCACUCGACGUCGGCGGCAAUUUGGACGACCCUCUCGUGUCCGGACAGGAGCUUUGCGUCGGAGGAGAACUCAGCCCACGACGUCACGCCAGUCGCUCGUGUGCUAGAGCGAUCUCCAAGUACCUGCGCGAUGAAGUUCCAGGGGGCGACAGAAGUGAAACCCGGUGAGUUGACGCCUCUCAACUACCACGCCGUCGUCCGGCAGUCCUUCUUCGAGCUCGCGGAUCGAGGCAUUUCGCACUGCGAUACAUUGUGGGCUGCCGUGACGCGAAGUCCGAAGGGUGGCUUGGAAUCGACCGUCACGGUUGUGUGCCAGUCUCAAGCGGAAGCGGGGGCUCAAGCAAAGGGUGCGAGCAACUUGUUAGUCUCGAUCAUGACAGCGACCGAUGCGUGCGUUGAAAGCAUCCUUUCGAGCGCGGACAACAUUUUGUUCGAGGAGAACUGA